GAGGUGUUCGACGGAAUGCGGAAGCCGAGGCUGUUGCAGUUCUGGAUGCGAGGCUAGUCUGUAGGGUGUUUGUGACUGGAUGGGCAUCGGCACCAACUAGGUCUGCUAAGCAAAUGGUGUGUCGCUGUGAUGCGUGCGGAGCUGGAACGGGGACAUUUGGCUCGAGUGUGCAAACCAGGAAGGCAUGGCGUCGCUGCAGUGCGUGCGAAGCUGGAACGGGGGCGAUUGGCUCAAGCGUGCAAACCAGGAAGGCAUUACCUUAAAGGCAUAAAAAAAUCACUACUUCAGUCACUAUCAAAGGAAGUUAGGGGGAGACCGAUGUUAACAUUUCUGAGGAAGCAGUGGAACAGAAACGGGUAUCUUCUCACCAAACGGAUAUCAGUAUGUGAUAAAAGAAGGCAUUAUCGGAGGUUGCAUCAUACACACGAGAUCAAGGAAUUUGGAAGAGAGGAAACAUAGAUAAGAAGGGGCUGUAUUAUUGUACCAUCUAAUUCUCAUUGAUAAUCU
Messenger RNA from Lolium rigidum, 507 nucleotides. RefSeq lists its product as uncharacterized. The transcript has 5 exons. Bases 130 to 459 code for a protein of 109 amino acids. The record is from RefSeq and is a predicted model, not a curated record. NCBI's taxonomy places the organism in Eukaryota, Viridiplantae, Streptophyta, Magnoliopsida, Poales, Poaceae.